Neurospora crassa OR74A is the source of this 2665-nucleotide messenger RNA. RefSeq lists its product as hypothetical. The transcript has a single exon. Lineage: Eukaryota; Fungi; Ascomycota; Sordariomycetes; Sordariales; Sordariaceae. Bases 26 to 2665 code for a protein of 879 amino acids. The record is from RefSeq and is a predicted model, not a curated record.
UGUUGCCAAAUGAAACAGUUCAAAGAUGGAAGCCAUCAAGACGUUGCUCGACAAACUGCGAGAAACCGUGACGCCGAAUUCUGCUGCCAUAAGAAUCUCCGACAACGGCCGUAUCAGUCUCUUAGCCAUGAACGACGAACCAUAUGACGACGAGAAUCACUCCAACGAAAUCCAAGAUGACACUCCUCAAAUCCAAUUGAGCCCUCAACAACUAUACUCCCACCUCCGCCUAGACCCUUCCAACCCCUCCAUUCGCGUUUUGGACAUCGAUCCACCCCACCCAAGAAGGAACCCAGACGCUCCUCUCCGGGGUACCCUCCGCGUAGUCCAUCUAUCCGGCCUCCCCGCCUUUACGGCCCUUUCAUACACCUGGGGUCCUUACUCUUCUCCUAUCGUGGACACCAUCCGUUGCAAUGGCUAUUGUGACAUACGCAUUACUAAGAACGGCCGCGAUGCACUUCUCGCUCUUCGAAAACGGCAUUAUGCGGGGGGUCCGGUGUGGAGUAGGACAACUCUCCCGCUUACUAUUUGGAUUGAUGCCAUCUGCAUCAACCAGGCUGAUGACGCGGAGAAGGCCGGGCAAAUUGGGUUAAUGGCUGAGGUGUACACGUGGGCGAGGACGGUGUGGGUGUGGCUGGGGAAAGGGGACGAGAGGACCGCCAGGGCCGUAAGGGGUUUGGAGAGAGCGGCAAAACUCAGGAUUGCGCCUGUUGGGGUGCCGUGGAUUGAAAAAGGCAUGUACGCCGCCCGCGGUCCGAGGCCGGUGGCGUACUACAAGAUGCAACUGGCCAAGAGUAUGGUCAGGGUGUUCUUGCGGACCUACUGGCACCCCGUUCUAUCGUUUCUCGAAGCAUGUGCCCUUGGUAGACCUCAGAAGGGCGGUUUGCUGGCGUCCGGAGAUAUCGAUUGCUUGCUGGAUAGGGAGUGGCUGGAGCGAGUGUGGACAUUCCAGGAGAUUGUGCUGGCGAGCAAUCCCAUCAUUGUCUGUGGAGAGGAGACGAUCGGUUGGGCGCAAUUCCAGCAAGGGCUCGACUGCCUUGAUCGAAUGAGGCCGUCCUUUCCAAGCACGGGCAGCAUCUGGGGCGACAGCAGCAGAAACGGGCCCGCUUCAUCCAUCAAAUUGCGGUACCAGCUUUUCAAGGGCUGGGCCAUUUCCGAAGACUUCCAAACUGGCAGCGAUUUGACGAGUCGGGCUGAUGAAUCCAUGACAAUAUCAGAUGUUUCACAGCGAUGGUCGAACCUUUUCCACGUCUGGCGAACGGUUUCUCGCCCCACGAGCUGGAAUGGACGAGCUUUUCGCAGUGUGCCCAAGCUGAAUGGUCCAGAGCAGAACGGCAACAGCUUACAGAACGAAGGCUUUGCAAACUAUUUCUCCGUCAAGAAAUACGAAGGCCAAUUCAACAUCGGAAGACUAUGGAAUCAAGUCAGACUCAUGAUUCUACUCCCAUACGUCGGGCUCUUAACAGUUUCUAUUGCCAUCGCAAUAUGGGCUACAUGUAGCUUUGUAUUGGCUGAUGGCUUCGCAGAGGUCAAAAAGACGUAUUUCUUUACUUCCAUGUUUGCAACAUUCUUUGUUUUCAGCAAUUUCAUCCCAUUUCUUAUUUAUGUUUCUCUUACCAUGGGCUAUCCUACUGUAGGGACACAUGCGCAGUCCGACGUCGAUGCGGCCAACGGUUUGGUUGCAAUCAUCCGCGUCCUUAGGGACCGUAAGGCCCAAGAGGCCCACGACAAAUCAUUUGCCACGCAUGGUGUACUGAAGCGACUGGGUAUCUCGCUUCCACAGCCUGAUUACAAAAAACCGCUCGGAAAAGUGUACCACGAGCUAUACACCGAGUUGGUAAAACGGGAACCAUCGUGUAUCGCCCUCCUAUCGGACGUAAAAGGACCAGCACUGCAAGGAGCACCGAGCUGGGUUCCGAGCUGGGGAUCAGAGAAGCUACAUUUGGUGAAAGAUGAUACUAUCUACAGCCGCAUCGAAGAUCCGUCAAGGCCAGACUCUUUGGACUUGGUGAAGUGGAAUUCGGAAACCGAGAUCGUCGUCAAGGGAUUCUUCAUUGGAGAGUUAAGUUACACUUCACAGCCUAUCGGACGCGAAAAACGAAUGGAUAACGUUGAGCCCGUAUGGCGUGGCUCCCUCACUGCUAUUGACGAGUGGCGGCGAGAGCUCGUCGAGUUAUACGCACGACAAACGCCCCGGUGCGAGUACAACUCGUUCUCGAUAUCUCUGACGCUGUGCCCAUCCAGUCAGUCAUCGCCAGCAGAUUGGUGUGAAGAGGACUUUAGGCGAUGGCACAAGAUUCUGACCUCACCUGGCUAUGAUGAUGCCUCUAGGCAUGAGUUGAUUGAGCUGGCGCUGUCAGAGCGGGAGUUCCAAGCGCGCAGAUUUACCGAUUAUAUCUGCCGAGGUUUUGCCGGCACUGCCAGCCUGUUUGUUUCGAAUGAUGGAUUUGUUGGAAAAGGACCGAGCGGGAUAGAGAAGGGAGAUGAGAUAUACCUGAUCGAUGGUGUCGGUCAGCCCAUGAUAAUGCGGAAGCAGGGGGUCAGUGGCAAGUACAGAGUCAUCGGUCCAGCUUUUGCUUGCCAUAUAAAAGAUCUUCAUACAUUCGAAGAUGGAGACCGAGGGGUCCUGGAUAGCAAACGGUGGGGGCCGGUUACCCUUGUCUGA